AUGCCAACCGUUGCACACUACGACAUCUACGCCAAAGAGUUAUUUCGAUGCGGGUACGGGUUGCCUCUGUGGUAUCCCGAGCCUGACUCCAAAUAUGGUGAAGUCCUCAUCGGGGACGUCGGGUUCCUGCAGGGCGGUGCAUUCAUCCGUCUGUUCAAUGCUACUCGUCCAGCCGAUGAUGAAGUCAACAACGUCUAUGGCGUACCGGACGAUUUUGAGCGGUUAAUUCUCAAGCCACGGGAUAUAAAUGAGCGCAGCAACGCGAUCAAUGCUGGUGCGGUGUGCAGCAAGACUGUCACCACCGCGAAGGUCGAUGCUGAGGUCGGCGCGGGAGGUUCAUUUCAUUUUAACUGCGUGGACCGCCAGGGAGCAUUCUUAGUUCUAAAGGAAUCCGCGAGUCAGCAGCAGCUCUUACAGCGCAAAAGUCUAUCCACGUACUUGCUGCAUAACAUACCAAUCUGGCAUGUGUUUGCUCAAGACGCCAAAGGCUGUGACAUGGACCUCGCGGCGGAAGAUAUCCUCUUCGUUUCUGGGUGGGUCAAGACAACGGAGUGGGCUCUGGGAGCAUUCACAGGGGGCCAACGUUCGAUCAAAGUUGGGCUUACCGCAGAAGCGAUGGCGCAUGCAGGCGGCUCAUUUUCAUUCUCCCGUGCCCAAGAUAUCGCCAUACCUUGGAGGUAUGGGCCGACAUCCGUCAAUGAUGCUAACGAGUCGCGAGAACAGUCACGGACGCCGGAUCAGUGCAUUUUCUUGCACUACUAUAAAAUGAAACCGCGUUCGAUGUUCCGUCCAAGACAACUCAAGGCGGCUGCAGUUCCCAACAAGCUUGAUGAUGGCCAGGAUGAUGAUUUAGAUGCCACCAUGUUGCCAGUUAAUCAAGAUGCGAAGCAUUCACUCAACGACUCCACAAGCAAUGACGAUCAAGGCGAGAUAGAAUGCAUUCCAGACCUUGACAAGGUACGUUGA
Molecule: messenger RNA, 966 nt
Organism: Laetiporus sulphureus 93-53
Lineage: Eukaryota; Fungi; Basidiomycota; Agaricomycetes; Polyporales; Laetiporaceae
Exons: 3
Coding region: 1-966 (321 amino acids)
Source: RefSeq, a predicted model, not a curated record